GCAUGCGCAGAGGGAUCGAAGGUGCGAGAAGGAACCAAGCCGCGACUGAGACGGCGAGACCUGACGCUGUUUGGACUCGAGUGCCUGAAGAGAUCUUGUGCUGUAGGAUUCCCCACGGAUUCUCCAUCGACCCCAAGUCUCCUCCCAUUCACCUGCCCCAAAGCGCUUCCCAUCCACUGCCCUACCCAAAGCCAGAACUGAUCUGCCGGCCUGUGAGUUGGGAUGGCUGAGAUGAAGCGGCCGGUCAUUUCCCACCCUUGGGAGGAGGAGGAGUGCUUGGAGUACUACGGCAUGGUGUCCUUGCACCACAUGUUCGAGGUGAUCGGCUGCCAGCUGACCGAGAAUGAUGUGGCCGUGCUCUCCUUCCUCCUUGAUGAGACCCAGCCCUGGACCCACCCGCUGGACCCCAGGCUGUGGGCCGUGGUGGAGGAGGAUGGAGCAGAGACCCCCUCGCCUCUUCUGGAGAGCUGGCAAAGGAGGAGCCGGCGCUGGCAAUCUCCGGUGGAGGCAACUGGGAGCCUAGAGGUGGUGGGCGAGCGGCACCAGCCCAGGAACGGGGUGGAGCUGCUGCUGGAGCUGGAGAGGAGAGGGAGAUGUGAUGAGACGAAUUUCCUGCAGCUCCUGCAGCUCCUGCGGUUGCUGACCAGGCAUGACCUGUUGCCUUACGUCACCCUGAAGAGGCAGCGGACAGUGUCCCCUGAGCGAUACACCUACGGCCCGUCUGUGACAGCUUCCGACCGGCAGAUGGACAGUUGCCUUGGCUCAGCCUCUGCAGAGACCCAGCCCGAUCAGUGGGAGACAGGCUCCAACUCCAGCAAGAGGAAACGGGUGAGCAGAGGCAGGGCACGGGCCAGUGCCCUCGGCAGGCGGCGCGGGGCCAAGACAGUCCCUGCCCUCAAGCAGGAGCCCCCGUCCCCCACCAAAGUGACCUGUGACAUCCGGCUGCGGGUGCGUGCCGAAUUCUGCCAGCACGAGCCGGUCCUGCGGCAGAACGUGCUGUCCAACAAGCAGCACCGGCUGGAGCGCCAGUUCGACAUCUUCGGCCAGUCCAACACCAUCCUCAAGUCGCGCGACCUGGGCUCCAUCAUCUGCGACAUCAAGUUCUCGGAGCUCUCCUACCUGGACGCCUUCUGGAGCGACUACAUGAACGGCUCGCUGCUGGAAGCCCUCAAGGGCGUCUUCCUCACCGAGUCCCUCAAGGACGCCGUGGGGCAGGAGGCCAUCCGGCUGCUGGUCAACGUGGAUGAGGAUGACUACGAGGAGGGGCGCCGGCUGCUGCUGGAGAGCCUUGGCCCCCAGUGA
Emys orbicularis (European pond turtle) is the source of this 1302-nucleotide messenger RNA. It is a transcript of the gene DEDD2, whose product is annotated as death effector domain containing 2. Gene Ontology annotation, molecular function: protein binding; DNA binding. Bases 223 to 1302 code for a protein of 359 amino acids. The transcript is spliced from 5 exons. The record is from RefSeq and is a predicted model, not a curated record. Gene Ontology annotation, cellular component: nucleolus. Gene Ontology annotation, biological process: regulation of apoptotic process; extrinsic apoptotic signaling pathway via death domain receptors; apoptotic process. Lineage: Eukaryota; Metazoa; Chordata; Testudines; Emydidae.